This is a messenger RNA of Mytilinidion resinicola, 1936 nucleotides long. RefSeq lists its product as uncharacterized. The transcript has 4 exons. Bases 1 to 1731 code for a protein of 576 amino acids. NCBI's taxonomy places the organism in Eukaryota, Fungi, Ascomycota, Dothideomycetes, Mytilinidiales, Mytilinidiaceae. The record is from RefSeq and is a predicted model, not a curated record. Gene Ontology annotation, biological process: carbohydrate metabolic process; glycosaminoglycan metabolic process. Gene Ontology annotation, molecular function: beta-N-acetylhexosaminidase activity. Gene Ontology annotation, cellular component: membrane.
AUGAAGCUCCUCUAUCUCCUCCCUCUCGUGACUUCGUUCGCGUCAGCACUGUGGCCGCAGCCUUCAACUUACACCUCCGGAGAGACCGUCUUGUGGAUUGAUGGUGAUGUGCAGGUCACCUACAAUGGUGCUGAAUAUAAGAGUCACAGCUAUCGCGAGAACGCCACUUCCGGAGCUCCUACCGGCGGCGAGAUUGUCCAAUACGCCAUUCAAAAGACAUACGCUACGAUCUUCGAGAAGAACUUCAUACCAUGGAAGUUUUACUCGCGUAACUCAAACUUCGAGCCAUCUAACUCUGACAAGAAACACGUCACAGCACUGACGUUGAAGCAAAAUGCGGCUGAUCCCGACAACCUUGUCAAUGCUCUAGCAGGAGAUGUGGAUGAGUCGUAUGGCCUAAGCCUUACCGAAGAAGGCGAGGUUACAAUCACUGCAAACUCGUCCAUCGGCUUGGUCCGUGGUCUUACGACGUUCAGCCAACUCUUCUUCAAAACUACGGACGAUUGCGUGUACACAAACCUUGCUCCCGUUGAGAUCACGGAUGCUCCAAAGUUCUCCCACCGUGGUCUCAACUUGGAUGUUGCACGGAACUUCUUUCCAGUCAAGGACAUCAAGCGCAUGAUCGAUGCUAUGGCGUUCAACAAAUUCAACCGGUUCCACAUGCACGCGACCGAUGGCCAAUCAUGGCCUUUGGAGAUUCCUGCACUUCCUCGCCUGGCUUCCCAAGGAGCGUACGAGUCGUCCUUGACCUACAGUCAUGGUGACUUAAAGGAGCUUCAGUACUACGCCGCUCUGAAUGGUAUUGAAUUCAUCAUCGAGAUUGAUAUGCCGGGCCACACUUCUUCUAUUUGGCACUCAUAUCCAGAGCUUAUUGCUGCAUUCAACAUCCAACCGGAUUGGAGCACGUACGCAGCAGAGCCCCCGUCUGGAACACUCAAAUUGAAUUCUUCCGAUGUCUACAAUUUCCUAGACACUCUGCUUGCUGACCUCCUUCCACGGGCUGCUCCGUUUUCAGCUUACUUUCACACGGGAGGCGAUGAGGUCAACAAGAACGCGUAUACCUUGGACGAUACCGUGAAGUCCAACGACAGCGCCAUCCUGCAGCCUCUCAUGCAGAAGUUCGUGGACCGGAACCACGACCAAGUUCGGUCGCAGGGCCUUACCCCGAUUGUCUGGGAAGAGAUGCUCCUGGAAUGGAAUCUUACCUUGGGGAAAGAUGUGAUCGUUCAGACAUGGCAGAGUGAUCAGGCUGUCGCCGAUACAGUCGCCAAAGGCCACAAAGCAUUGGCUGGCAACUACAACUACUGGUACCUUGAUUGCGGUCACGGGCAGUGGCUCGACUUCGUCAUUGGGCCAUCAUCCAAGCAGUACUGGCCUUACAACGACUACUGCCAACCCCUUCACAACUGGCGCCUCAUGUACUCUUACGAUCCACUCUCUGGUGUUCCCGAUGAGAAUGCGCACCUAGUCAUCGGAGGCGAGGUCCACAUGUGGGCAGAGCAGACAGAUCGCACCAACAUCGACCGCAACGUCUGGCCUCGUGCUUGUGCGGCUGCAGAAGUCCUAUGGAGCGGGCCCAAAGAUGCCCAAGGGCACAAUCGAAGCCAGGUCGAGGCGAGCCCGAGAUUGAGCAUGAUGCGUGAGCGUCUUGUUGCCAGGGGCGUCAUGGCCGAGCCGAUCCAGAUGCCCUUCUGCCUUAUGAAUGGGACGCAGUGCACACUCCCCACCUAACGUUGGAUUCUGAGUACUCUUUUCAAGCGUUCUGCAUGCCAUCUUCCCUUCUCAGUUGGCGAGAAACCGUGAUUCGAGAUGGAAUCUGACUUGGCGGGAUUUCCCGAAGGAUGACCAGCCUUUGGCAUAUCGUGAGCAUUUACAAAUUCGAUACAUAGGUAUAAACGAAGUGCCAUACUAUGUUUUGAGCACGAUGCACCGGAAC